UUUGCAGACAAGAUGCAGCGACUGUGUGUGUAUGCGCUGAUCUUUGCACUGGCUCUGGCCACCUUCUCAGAAGCUUCUUGGAAGCCCCACACCCAGCGGCCACAUGCACCCUUAGGUACUGGGGCCAACAGGGACCUGGAGCAACACUGGCUGGAAGAUCAGGGCCCAGCCUCUCACCACCGAAGGCAACUGGGACGCCAGGGUCCCCCACACCUGGUGGCAGGUAGGAGCUGCUCACCGCCCUGCUUGCCUCACCCGGCCAGGUUUAGCCAAGGUCUGCCCAGACUGGCCCUGACCUUGGUUCCUGGAGGGUAGGCACCUUUCCCUGUUCUCACCUCUCUCACCUCCUCAGACCUGUCCAAGAAGAAGGGCCCAUGGGUGGAGGAAGAAGAAGAAGCCUAUGGAUGGAUGGACUUCGGCCGGCGCAGUGCCAAUGACGAGAACCAACAACCCUAGAACCAAGCUGCAGAGCCCAGCCAUCUCCUACCCCACCCCAGCCCUGUCACUGAAAAACAAAUCAAAAAUAAACUAGUUGCCUGU
Callithrix jacchus (white-tufted-ear marmoset) is the source of this 540-nucleotide messenger RNA. NCBI's taxonomy places the organism in Eukaryota, Metazoa, Chordata, Mammalia, Primates, Cebidae. The record is from RefSeq and is a predicted model, not a curated record.